ACCUUUCACGCGUGAGCGUGUGCAGCUCGGGCUUCUCAACAGAAGAUGGAAAUCCACAGGAGGACAAACACACACACACACACACGCGCGCGCGCGCGCGCACACUCGCAACCCGGCGUUCCUCUCUCAGAUGCGCAAAGUCCAGCACGCAGCUCUGCGUGGCAACUUCGCCGAACACGCAACGGGUGAAAAACUGCGAUCGUUAACAGGCUAUCGAUUACGGUUUGUCACCAGCGCUUGAAAGAAAGGCUUUUCCUCCACAUCCACAGGAGCGGCAUCAUAAUUUCCAACGCUGUCGCGGAGGAGAGGAGGAGGAGGAGGAGAAGGAGGAGGAGGAGGAGAGCGCUGAUUCACGGCUUGCAGGAGGAGGCAGAGACGCUCGGACGGGCUCGAGAAGAAGAAGAAGAAGGAGAUCCAUCUCCCACCCAGCGUGCAGUCCUAAAAUACCGAGCCACUCGCCUCCUCCUCCGUCGUUACUGACAGCUCUGUGACCCACCGGCCCCCGUCCUGUUCCGGUCAGGGGAGGAUUCUGGGGAGGAAGAGCGCCACGGCAAGGAGACGACGAAAGGCGAUCGCCCUCCCCUUUGGCCCGGUUUGAUCCUACACAUUCGACGGUACCGUGGGCAGGCUGGGGGGUGCGAGGGGGUGUGUGGGGCGGGGGAGGGGGGGAGAGAGGACCUGCACGCUCCCUCUUGUUCAUGAGGACGACUCGGCAGCCUCGCGGUGGGAUUGUGGUGUGCCGAUUAUUUUAGGACCAUCGCGGCAAAAACAACAACAACAAGAAUAAUAAUAAGACUAAUAAUAACAAUAAAGGGGGCGGACGGGAGCUGCUCAGCUGUCUCUACAUAAAGUCACUCACAUACAGAUCCAGGUGGUGGGUGGAAAAAAGCACAGCCCAGUGCUGGAUCCCAGAGGGACUGUUAGUGUUGCAAGGCCCCUUAAGACGAAGAAGGGUGCAUGGAGGGUUCAAGGCCUCUAAAACCAGGGACAUCAGCCUGCCUCUGGUUGGGACUGGUCUCUGUGGCCGUAGCUUUCCUUUGUACAGAGGCCCGGACUACUCCGAGUCCUUUACUCAGCCCCAACAAUGCCACCUGCAAGGGCAACUCAAAAUGUCAGACAGGGAUCAUCCUCCCCAUCUGGUAUCCCGAGGAUCCGUCCAUGGGAGACAAGAUUGCUCGGGUCAUCGUCUAUUUUGUGGCCAUGAUCUACAUGUUUCUUGGUGUGUCCAUCAUUGCCGACCGUUUCAUGGCAGCCAUUGAGGUCAUCACCUCCCAAGAAAGAGAAAUUGUCAUCAAAAGGCCCAACGGGGAAACGACGACAACCACAAUUCGGGUGUGGAAUGAAACAGUUUCCAACCUUACUCUCAUGGCCUUAGGCUCAUCUGCCCCCGAGAUUCUGCUCUCUGUGAUUGAAGUUUGCGGACAUGAGUUCAAAUCUGGUGAACUUGGUCCAUCGACAAUUGUUGGCAGUGCAGCCUUCAAUAUGUUUGUCAUCAUUGGCCUCUGUGUGUCCGUCAUUCCCCAAGGUGAAGUGCGUAAGGUCAAACACCUGAGAGUUUUCUUUGUCACAGCAGGCUGGAGUAUCUUUGCUUACAUCUGGCUCUACAUGAUCCUGGCUGUUUUUUCUCCUAAUGUAGUCCAGGUCUGGGAAGGCCUGGUCACACUAUCCUUUUUUCCCAUAUGCGUCCUACUCGCCUGGGUAGCAGACAGACGACUGCUCUUCUACAAGUUUAUGCAUAAGAAAUAUCGCACUGACAAACACAGGGGUGUCAUUAUUGAGACGGAAACAGAACGCUCCAAAGGGAUUGAGAUGGACGGCAAGAUGGUCAACUCUCACUUUAUGGAUGGAAGUGCAACCAGUAAUCUGAUUGGUUUGAUUGAAAGCAAAGAGGUAGAUGAGUCCCGCCGGGAUAUGAUUCGUAUCUUAAAGGACCUAAAGCAGAAGCACCCAGAGAAAGAUCUUGAUCAGCUGGUUGAGAUGGCUAAUUACUAUGCUCUCUCACAUCAGCAAAAGAGCCGUGCCUUCUACCGUAUCCAGGCCACUCGAAUGAUGACAGGCGCUGGGAAUAUCCUGAAGAAACAUGUAGCAGAACAAGCAAAGAAGAGCGCCAGUGUGCAAGAGGUGCACGUGGAGGAACCCGAAGAGUACGUGUCCCGGAUAGCAUUUGAGCCUGCUGCCUACCAGUGCCUUGAGAACUGCGGUGCUGCCAUCCUGGCUGUCACUAGAAAGGGUGGCGACAUCAACAAGACGAUCUACGUGGAUUAUAAAACAGAAGAUGGCUCGGCUAAUGCUGGAGCAGACUACGAGUUCACAGAGGGCACGGUGGUGUUUAAACCAGGGGAAAUAAUCAAAGAAAUAAGUAUUGGCAUCAUAGACGAUGACAUCUUUGAAGAGGACGAGCACUUCUUUGUGCGUCUCAAUAAUCUUCGGGUCUUGGAAACUGAAGACGAGGUGUUGUCUGCCAACAGCCUCCCAUACCCAAAGGCCAUCCUAGGUUUUCCCACUGUGGCUACGGUGACUAUUCUAGAUGACGAUCAUUCAGGCAUUUUCACGUUUGAGAGUGGCUCAGUUCACAUCAGUGAGAGCACUGGCAUUAUGGAAGUGAAAGUGCUGAGAACUUCUGGAGCAAGGGGAACUGUCAUUGUGCCUUAUCGCACAGUGGAGGGACUUGCCAAAGGCGGAGGGGAGGACUUUGAAGACACCUAUGGAGAACUUGAGUUCAAAAACGACGAGACCUGCAAGUUUGUUCACGUGAAAAUUAUUGACGAUGAGGAGUAUGAGAAAAACAAGAACUUCUUCCUGGAGCUGGCUGAGCCUCGCAUGGUAGACAUGAGUCUGCAGAAAGCCCUGUUGUUAGCUGAUGAUGUACCAGAUAGGAAGCUUACAUCUGACGAGGAGGAAGCCAAGCGGAUUGCCGAGAUGGGAAAGCCGGUGCUGGGGGAGCACCCACGGCUGGAGGUCAUUAUCGAAGAGUCGUACGAGUUCAAGAGCACAGUGGACAAGCUGAUCAAGAAGACCAACCUGGCUCUGGUGGUGGGAACAAACUCCUGGAGAGAGCAGUUCAUGGAGGCCAUUACUGUCAGUGCAGAUGAGGACGAGGAGGACACGGGCGAAGAGCGCCUUCCGUCCUGCUUCGACUACGUCAUGCACUUCCUCACAGUCUUCUGGAAGGUUCUGUUCGCGUGCGUCCCCCCCACGGACUACCUGAACGGCUGGGCCUGCUUCAUCGUGUCCAUCGUCAUCAUCGGCCUGCUCACAGCCRUCAUUGGUGACCUGGCCUCCCACUUCGGCUGCACCAUCGGCCUCAAGGACUCGGUCACGGCGGUGGUGUUUGUCGCUCUCGGCACGUCCAUCCCAGAUACCUUCGCCAGUAAGGUAGCCGCCGUCCAGGACACCUACGCGGACGCGUCCAUAGGAAACGUGACCGGCAGCAACGCUGUUAACGUCUUCCUGGGCAUCGGCAUGGCCUGGUCCGUGGCCGCCAUUUACUGGCACAUGAAAGGGAAGCCGUUUGUGGUGGAUGCCGGCUCSCUGGCCUUCUCAGUCACCCUCUUCACUAUCUUCGCCUUCCUGGCCGUGUCGGUGCUGCUCUACCGGCGCCGAGCCCACAUCGGAGGGGAACUAGGCGGCCCGCGAGGACACAGACUGGCCACGUCGGCCAUCUUUUUCAGCCUCUGGUUCCUCUACAUCCUCUUCUCCAGUCUAGAAGCCUACUGUCAUAUAGAAGGUUUCUGAGCAGAUUGAGACUCCCGACGAAGAAAAGCAAAGAGUGGAAAUUGGGUCAAUCUUAAUGCUAGGAACGUUGUUUUUUUUUUUCUAAGAUAUGUCGUCUGCUCUCUCCUCCACCCUUCCCUAAAGAAACCUCGGAGGCGCGCAUUCUGCCCUCUAGUGCCAAAAGGCCCGAACUGCAGCUUGCAUCUGGGUUUUAUUUCCCAGCAUGCCCCCAAAGGAUUGCGGAGGAGAUCCUGCAUUCUGCUGUUAAUCUGGAGAGAGCAGAGUCAAUCAGAGGUCUAUAUUUUUCUCAAAACGGGACAAAAAUGACUUUUUAAAAGAAACAUAUUUUGGGGAUAAAAAUGCAAAAACUAAUGCAACAAAAAUAAACAAGAGACCCAGUCACAUAGAGGAAUUAAAGAACUAUUUUCUGAUUUGAAAAAAAAAACAAAAAACAAUAAUAAUACUAAUAAUAAUGACAUUACAGUUGAAAGGGAAAAUACGAUGUGGAGUGAAAGAGGGGUGGAUUCAUAGUAUUUAUUUUAUUUGCACCCUUUCCUAAAGAGCUCUGUCCGGAAUCCCGCAACCAGGAAGAGGAACAAGAAACGACAGCGACAGCUCACACCGCCGGAAGAAUCACGACUCAAGCAGGAGAACAUGGGGGUGGGAGGGGAUGCGAACACGGUCAAACUGCCCUGAACAUUACUUCCUUACUCUAAAUGUAUCUAUAUAUAAUAUAUUUCCAUAUUUUCUGUAUAUUUUCAAUAUUUGUUUAAAUGUGGUCCUCUUCUGCUUCGACAGAGGAUCGCCGCGGCGCAGCGGGAGGUGGGMGGGGUCAAACUAUAUAUCUGAGGAUGUCUUCACCUUUCUAAGAGUUAUGUAUCUUGCCUAUAGGUAAACGAGUAUGACAUUGUAUUUUGUUUAUUUACCGAUGUCUUGGUCUCACUUGACCUUUCACCGAUUUUUCGAUCGGAAAUCCGAAGAAAAGGAAAAGAAAAGAAAAAAAAAGAAAAACGACUAAAUUUGYUGCUGCAGAAAUAAAUUCAGAGGUAUUUUUGUACUCUUCCUUCCAUGCACUUUGCUGUAUAGUUCUACUUCUGGAGACUUCUUCUCCUUCUUCUUCUUGUACAUGUGCAAAAGGCUAAUGGUCAAAGUGGUCACGAUGAACUGAACGGUGUCUGUGGAGGGAGAGGUGUUUGCUGCAGCUACCCACACUAAUCAGCCUCUUGGUUUUGGUCAGAGAAACCCURUUCUCUGCAUGAGGAUGCAUUAAUUAAUAUACAAUUACUGACACUCUUGAUUUGUGUGUCACUUUGUCUUGGAUCUCUUGGUUGGUUUUCAAACUCAAAACACAUUCGUUAUCACCUUGUUUUGUUCUACAGUGUAAAMACACAACAUCUUAGCAGUUUUGGUGUAGUUACAGUGCAAAUAUCUGAGUAGACUUGAAAUAAGACAAAACUAAUUUAUAAGUAACUUUCCAGCAGGAAAUAGGAGCUUGUCUGARAUAAAUAAUUCCUUAAUAUUUAUUUUUUUAAAAACAACAAAAAAAA
This is a messenger RNA of Poecilia reticulata (guppy), 5261 nucleotides long. RefSeq names its product solute carrier family 8 member 3 (gene slc8a3). Gene Ontology annotation, biological process: sodium ion transmembrane transport; cell communication; calcium ion import across plasma membrane. Lineage: Eukaryota; Metazoa; Chordata; Actinopteri; Cyprinodontiformes; Poeciliidae. Gene Ontology annotation, molecular function: calcium:sodium antiporter activity. Gene Ontology annotation, cellular component: axon; postsynapse; sarcolemma. The record is from RefSeq and is a predicted model, not a curated record.